Messenger RNA from Amorphotheca resinae ATCC 22711, 1602 nucleotides. RefSeq lists its product as hypothetical. Gene Ontology annotation, molecular function: protein tyrosine phosphatase activity; protein tyrosine/serine/threonine phosphatase activity; phosphatidylinositol-3,4,5-trisphosphate 3-phosphatase activity. Gene Ontology annotation, biological process: protein dephosphorylation; cell motility; regulation of phosphatidylinositol 3-kinase/protein kinase B signal transduction. The transcript has a single exon. Gene Ontology annotation, cellular component: cell projection; nucleus; cytosol. NCBI's taxonomy places the organism in Eukaryota, Fungi, Ascomycota, Leotiomycetes, Helotiales, Amorphothecaceae. The coding region runs from base 1 to 1602 and encodes 533 amino acids. The record is from RefSeq and is a predicted model, not a curated record.
AUGGCGUCCCUGCUACGGCAAAUCGUGGCGGGCCCGCGCUCGCGCCACCCAGAAACCGGGCUCGACCUCUGCUACGUGACGGACCAGCUCAUCGCGACCUCGGGCCCCAGCGCCACGUAUCCGCAGCGGGCGUACCGCAACCCUCUGGACCAACUCGUGCGGUUCCUCGACUCGAAACACGGCGAUGGCUGGGCGAUCUGGGAGUUCCGCGCUGAGGGCGCGGGGUAUCCCGACGAGGAGGUGUAUGGUCGGGUUUGGCAUUAUCCGUGGCCGGAUCACCACCCGCCGCCGUUUCGACUGGUGCCGAUGAUAUUGGCGAGCAUGCGGAAUUGGCUGCGCGAGCGAGAGGAUAGAGUCGUCGUCGUGCAUUGUAAGGCCGGGAAGGGCAGGAGUGGGACGAUUGCGUGCAGCUAUUUGAUUGCCGAGUGUGGAUGGAAUCCUGCGGAGGCGUUGGCGCGGUUUACGGAGAGGAGGAUGCGUCCGGGGUUUGGACAGGGCGUCUCUAUCCCGAGUCAACUGCGCUGGAUUGGAUACGUGGAUCGCUGGGCGAAGGCGGGGAAGCUAUAUGUGGACAGACAGAUUGAGAUCGUGGAAGUGCACGUUUGGGGCUUGAGGGAUGGGGUGAAGGUGCAAAUUGAGGGCUUCGUGAAUGAAGGGAAGGUGAUAAAGAUCAUGCACACUUUUACAAAGAGGGAGCGGGUUGUUGUAGAAGGGAAUGCGCCGGGUAGUGGAGGCAUUACGGAUAUGCUUUCGGACAUGGCGGGAUUUCAGACCUCUGAGAAGGGGAAAGAAUCGGAAAGCACAGAUUCCCUUGACAAAGAGAGCAAGACUAUUCCUCGAGCUAGGAUACCCGAAACUGCGUCGCCAGGUUCAUCAAGCCCCGAUCCCGAAGCUGGUGGCCGAGCUGUGAUCUUCAGACCUUCAAAAAAAGUCGUCGUUCCGUCCAGCGACGUCAAUAUUGAUAUCGAGAGACGGAAUAAAGCAUCCAUGGGGUGGACGAUGGUGACGGCGGUAGCCCACGUCUGGUUCAAUGCAUAUUUUGAAGGAAACGGACCCGAGCAAAAUGGAAAGCCUGACGACACUGGGGUUUUCGAAAUCGACUGGGACAAACUGGACGGUAUCAAAGGCUCGAGCAGGAAAGGCACUCGGGCAUUAGAUCGGCUAGCCGUGGUAUGGAAAGUACAUGAGCCGGAACCUGGACGAGGAAGGAAAGAGGAUGUAAUCCGUGAGCCGGGUGUCAAUUCGCCCGUGCCUCAAAUGGCCGCAGCAGAUUGGAAGGGUGGCAAUGAAACGUCGCCAGGGUUGCCGACGGGUCUUGGCCUUCGAAGCGAAAGCCCAUGUGGUGCAGAUGUUAGCAAGGCAAACAGUGUGAAUAGCAACAUUGUAAAAGGCAAUGGCGAGAACGACGCGGAUCUCGACUCUUUUGAGGGCUUGAAAAUUAGCCCGACACCAGAAGAGGGGGGUUUGGAAGACGAGCUUGGUAACGCCAACCUGGACGACUCGCCCAAACCAGAGGAUUCUCAUGUACCUAACCUCAAGGAGGUAAAUGCUGGCCUCGAUACUGCAUCCUCUACAACACCUCAGCAGGGAUCCGGAACGUAA